This is a messenger RNA of Prorocentrum cordatum, 1361 nucleotides long. NCBI's taxonomy places the organism in Eukaryota, Dinophyceae, Prorocentrales, Prorocentraceae. The record is from the annotation of a GenBank genome assembly.
GGUCUCAGCAGAAGCAGGGGCCGCAAUCGACAACCAUCGGGAACCCGUGCGGACGCCAGCCAGGUGCGCGAAGCCCGCGUGGGUCGCCGCACACGCCAGGUGCGCGGGCGCCACGUUGGGCCACACGUCGCCCCCCCCCCAUCCCCGUCAAAACCAAUUGCAAGUGACGGCGGCUUUGCCAGCAUCGUCUAUUUGGUGUGGGUGUUCCCGCGCAGUCACUCGGCAAUUGUUUCUGUCAGGGAUUGUGGGCCUGCACGGCACGCAGCGUGCCGUGUGCUGCCACCCUCCUUCGCCGCCCCUUUGCAAAGGGAACUCUGAAUUCUUGGUUGAAUCGGAUGGUGGGCCUGCACGCAGCAGGCAAUAUGCAGGCCCCCCCCAAAAAAACCUCUGCAACGUGAUCGUAGGGCGUUCUUCUAUGAUCCAGAUAUUGGUGCAAAGUGGCAGUGGUAGGCCCUUCGCCGACGGGGAAUAGGGGGGGGGUAACAGAACGAUCUCCCCAAACCACCUCCGCCCAGAGGGCUGGUGGGAUUUGGUGUUCUGGUGACUUCGUGCUUGUGGAGGAUGGGCGCUCCUGCAUGUCCUACGUGGACCCGAGCAAGCUUUGUGGGGACGGGGACAUCGAGACCUACGAGCUGCACGAGCCGCAGCAACCAAGCGCCUUGGCACCCAAAGCGAAAGCCAUGAGCGCCCUGGGCUCGUCCAGGUCGGACGCCGUGAGCUGCCAGGACGACGCCGGCAGCGAGGCCUCGUGGCUGAGCUCUCUGAUGCCGAUACGGCCCAGGGAACGUCCGCGUCCCGACUUCAACGGGGUCUGGCUCUGCCGCGCUGCCACGGGCGACGUCGACGACUUCCUGCGAGACCUUGGCAUUGAUCACGCCACGCGGGCCGCCGCUUCCGAGGCCAACUACGGCGUCGGCCACGCACAGAUUACGAUCGGGCAGGCGGACGAGCAUUUCGUCAUGAAGCCGGCUGGCACCAACGGCUUCACGCAGAGAUUCAUAGUGAACGGUCGUCCGCAGGUCACCGAAGGUAGCAUGGGCCCAUCGUGCUUGGUGCCCUCGUGGGAAGGUGACGUCCUCAGGUUGGAGGUGGACCGGAUUGUCACCAGGAAGUAUCGCAUUAGUGGCCAAUCCAUGGUAUGCGAGGCGACGUCAGCUGGAGGAGCCAGUGCCACAUGGCACUACAGCAGGAAACUCUAGAUCACCUGCACUCGAUCAGCCAUGCGAACUGUUAUGUACUCGUCAUGAUUUUCUCCAUCAGUGUGCCCUUAGUGUGUAGGUUCCAAGCUUGCGUAGUAGGCAGGCGUGUCGCUUUGGAGCAGUGGACGGGUCGUGUCCUGGGCUGGAGAGGGUGUAGCAGAA